Molecule: messenger RNA, 4847 nt
Organism: Salvelinus fontinalis (brook trout)
Lineage: Eukaryota; Metazoa; Chordata; Actinopteri; Salmoniformes; Salmonidae
Product: ras-related protein Ral-A
Exons: 5
Coding region: 855-1475 (206 amino acids)
Biological process (GO): regulation of exocytosis; Ras protein signal transduction
Cellular component (GO): plasma membrane
Molecular function (GO): GTPase activity; GDP binding; GTP binding
Source: RefSeq, a predicted model, not a curated record
GUUGGGAGAGGCAAGAAACUAUCAUUAGUCUAUUUUCCCGGUUGUUUACAACAAUAUAGCCUACAAAAUAUUUGUAUAAACACUAGCUACAUGCAUACUGGCAUCAUCAUAUUUUACCGAGGAACUUUGAUGAUGAAUGAUUUAGAGAUGUUCACAAACCAUAGCCACACCCCUCGCCUAUAGUCAUUUUUCAUGGAAAACACCUGUCUGCGUAGGAGCAAAGGAAUAUUUUUUUAGAAGCAAUUUGGAAGAAAACACCUGCAUGAUCAUAGUCAAUAAGGUGAACGGAAAAAGUUAUAGGCCUAUGUGAUUUAGAUUUAUUGGCAUUUUGAUUUAUACGACAUUUGUGGACAGCUUGAACAGCGCACGCCUUCAGCAUCACCGGCCGGGCGAAAUUGCUAGCUAGCUGAACACACGUCUAGCUAGCUUGUUAAAUAAUGAUGGACUGACAGAGGUUUUUUUUCUUCCCUUUUAUUUUUUUAAAUCAAAACUAACUUGGAAGAGCCUUGAGGGCCGGUAUACAUAUAUUGCGGUACAAACGUAGCAUAUCCCACAAUAGCUACUGGUGCGGACAGUGUCGACGUUUGACCUGCUACUUUUUGCGACCAACUACUAUAAUCCAGUUAGUUACAGUAGCUAGCUAACGUCGUUAGCCGAGCGGCAAGUGACUUUGUUUACACCGUACACGACACCUUCAUUCUGGGACUGUUGGAUCACCCUUAAUGCUGAGACAUUACCACCGUCUCCUGAUCGCCUGACUUUCAAACCAACCCUUUGCUUCGGUUCUGUCUCCCCUCUCCCCCUCCUCUCCCUCUCUUCUUUCCCUCCCUGUGAGUGUGUGUGUGUGAGCGGUCAUGACAACCAACAAGCCCAAGGGGCAGAACUCUCUGGCCCUCCACAAGGUGAUCAUGGUGGGGAGUGGAGGAGUGGGCAAGUCAGCCCUCACCCUACAGUUCAUGUAUGACGAGUUUGUGGAGGACUACGAGCCCACCAAGGCGGACAGCUACAGGAAGAAGGUGGUAUUGGAUGGAGAGGAGGUGCAGAUCGACAUCUUGGACACAGCGGGCCAGGAGGACUACGCCGCCAUCCGAGACAACUACUUCCGCAGCGGUGAGGGCUUCCUCUGCGUCUUCUCCAUCACCGAGGCCGAGUCGUUCGCCGCCACCGCUGACUUCAGAGAACAAAUCCUGCGAGUGAAGGAGGAUGAGAAUGUUCCCUUUCUCCUGGUGGGUAAUAAGUCAGACCUGGAGGAGCGGAGGCAGGUGAGCGGCGAGGAGGCCAAGGCCCGGGCCGAGCAGUGGGGCGUCAGCUACGUGGAGACCUCCGCCAAGACCCGUGCAAAUGUUGACAAGGUAUUUUUUGACCUGAUGCGUGAGAUCAGAGCCAGAAAAAUGGAGGAUGGCAAAGAGAAGAACGGAAAGAAGAAGAGGAAGAGCCUGGCCAAGAGAAUCAGAGAGCGGUGCUGUAUUUUAUAAUGAGGCGUUCCGUCCAUCGGCUUCCUUCCCGAGCGCUCUCCACCUUGCCCAUUUCCUCUGGGUCGUGUUCAUUUGGUACCAAAUGGAAGAAAACAGACUGAAACAGGGAGGGACUACCUGGACUUGUCUAAUAACAAUUGCUCAUUUUAGCUUUCUGUUGCAAGAAGUUAAAAUAUCUGUUGCGUUCUGUAAUGAACAUUACCCAGGUUUCCCUCUCAGAAGCCAUGGCCAAGGGAGAGAAAAUACUGUUUUUUUUUUUAUUUAUUUAAAUUUUUUAAAAGGUGAGUUCACUAACGGGGAGUUUGUUGUCCAAUUAUAGUAAACACUAAAAUGGUAAGACUACAACUGAAACCAAAAAAGGAAUUUGAGGCCACAAAAGACAUUCUUUCAAUUGUAAUAUUUUAUCCCAAGAACAGUAAUGACCCCUCUUAAUUAUCGUUCUGAGAGAUAAUCAAUUUAGGCAAACUUAAAUGAGUGGCUGGCUCUGACAUCUGUGGUAUGCCACUGGUGUAGUAGCCAAACAAACCAACAGUUGCUAUCGGAACGCUCACGCAACGUUUGCAGUGUAGUAUCAGCGUGAAAGUAAAUCACUAUAGUUCCUUUAUGUAGCUCAGUUGGUAGAGCGUGGCGCUUAUUACGCCAGUGUAGCGGGUUCGAUUCCCGGAACCACCCAUACGCACGCACGCACGAUCAAGUCACUUUGGAUAAAAGCGUCUGCUAACAAGGGCACAUUUUUAUUAUAUCUCAUGGCUAACUUCAAAUGCCGCUACAUUCAACGUCACUCCAGGAAGCUCGACUUCACACAGAAUAGACUUGAAACUAAGGGUGUUUAAUUGAAAGAUAUCGAAUGGGAUCCCACAGUCAAACUUACUCUCUUGCACUGGAAUGUCUCUCUGCCAUCUGGUUAGUCUGCUGUGAAAUGUGACACUUUGCAUCGUGCUAUACAGGCCAGUGGAGUUCUCUAAUGAACCAUGGGUACUUGUUCAGAAGAAAUACCUCGGCAACUCCGUAGUCAUUCACACAGUGCCAGUGGCUGAGGGGCUUGUACUAAACAGGCCAGUGGCUGAGGGGCUUGUACUAAACAGGCCAGUGGCUGAGGGGCUUGUACUAAACAGGCCAGUGGCUGAGGGGCUUGUACUAAACAGGCCAGUGGCUGAGGGGCUUAUACUAAACAGGCCAGUGGCUGAGGGGCUUAUACUAAACAGGCCAGAGGCUGAGGGGCUUAUACUAAACAGGCCAGAGGCUAUGGGGCUUAUACUAAACAGGCCAGAGGCUGAGGGGCUUAUACUAAAGAUUACAAGACAGGCUGCUUUCCUGGACACGUGAAGCCUUAGUCACUAAAAAGCUUUUUCAAGUUUUACUGAGCAUGCUUUAUUGUCCAGCACUAGGCUUAAAUCGGUGUCUGGGAAACUGGACUGAUAUUUGCCUUAAUUUAAGAGGAUAGUCUUUUGGUGACCAUAGUUACAUCAAUAUACAAAGGAGUAAUAAUGAUUGUAAAAAAAUUAAAGUUUCAUCUAAACCAGAGGUUGUUUUUAGAAAAUUGGUAGUAUCUCAGUUUGUCUUUCAGCCUGGCCUCAAGACUGAAAAUUGAAAGUAGGAAUUUCCAAUGACUCCCUAAUAAAUGAACAGGUGAUUAAAAUUAGGCCUGUAGCACAAAAUCGGUGUACUGGAAAAUGAUUAUGAAUGGCUAUUUUAGUACGUUACCAUUUAAGAAACCAUUACAUUCUGUAACUGCCGAGUCCAUAUUCCAAGUCUUUAGAUCCUGCUAUAAAAUGUCGGAGGAAUGUACAGGCCCUUCCAUCUACAAUAAAAUGGGAAUCAUUCCAUUGAUUACAGUUUCUACCCAGUUAAUUAUGGGAUUUAAAGUUCAACCCUGGCCCCUUAAAGAUAAUUCCAAUUUCAUUUAGAUGGAUCAUCACACCUUUUAUCAGAGCAUUGUAUAACACAUCUAUCCGUGUGUAGAACAUGCAAUUGGAAAAUGGCAUUUAGGUUUCUAUCCCGGGGCACAUCUGUAUCCCUUUAACAAUAUUCCACAUACUUUAUGUUACAGAGGUCCUCUGUAUAGUCUGAUAAAUAACCUUCUGCCGUUUUCUUAUUCGGCAAGGGGUUUUUCUGCUGUUUGUGCACAACCCCCCCCCCCCCAGGCAAACUGAAAAUUCGGUAGCCGGAGUCUACGCACCUGUGUCGGUGAUUGGUCAAUAGUAGGGAUUAUUCAAUUAAAGUGUUUGUCAUUCGAGAGACGACUCGUUUUCGUUAACUUUCGCUUUGCUUGAGCGAUACUGCAUCAAACAUUAAAUGUCAAAUUGCGUGACAGACUUCGGAAAAAAACAUCUAAAUGAAGCACAGAUAUCUUGAGUUAUUUUAAGAUUAUUUGGAUUUUUGAGUAAGCGUAUACUGGCUACGGCGUCUUAAGAGGGACAAAGUACUUUUGCCGGUUUUUCUUCUUCAAGGGAGUAAGCAAGGCACAUACGUCGCCUAGCCGAGUUCUGCUAUGCCUUGAGGCACUGGGAUUUUCUCACAACCGAAAACCUUGCUGCUAGACAAAUGUCUAUCGUGCCGUUGAGAGUUGAGGCAAGGCUAUACAGACCAAUAAUCCCGACCUGAUUAUUCCAUGUACUCAUUUACAAUAUAUACACACACUUAAGUAGUUUACCUAGUCCCUUUUAAAUGUCAAAAUAGGCUACUUUUGAUAUUGAAGAGAGUUAACAGGGGAAAUGCAUUUCAGAAAAUGAAGGCGUGAACAUCCCUAGUUAAGAAUCUUCCAUGUUAACUGUGCUAUCAUAUAGAUAGGUGUUACUCCAGUCCUUGGAUGGAAUGUACCAACGAACUUAAAAUGAAGGGUUCUGAAAGGAGGAUACAAACUGAAUGGGAAACUAUUGCACCAAUGGCCCACUAUGCUUAAGGCUCCGUCUUGUUUGAAAAUUCGAGAAUUGUCACAAAUAACUUUUUUUUUUUAAUGAAGUUGAGUCGCACACUGCAAAUAAUAUUUUAAACCAUCUCCUCAGAUGUAACGUAAGUUCUGGCCUAGUACUUUUCUUUUUACCAAGACAAUUAUUGUAACCUGGGUCUCGUUCAUUAGGCACCAAAUGGAAUGAAACUGGGAGGAACUAUGAACUUCAAGAAAGUCUUGUUUCUCGUCGAAAAACAGUUUCCACUGUGUGUCCUAAUGAACACGCCCCUGGUAUCCCAUGCUAAUGUUCUGUGUGUGUGAGGCUUGAUAUCUAGGAGCAAUGACGCUAUCAUUAAGUCUGUGCUGCCCGCUGCCCUAAUGCUGGCCGCUGGUAGCAGAGGUCCUUUCAACUCAUAACAUGUGGAAUAGUGUAAAUUGACUGGAAACUUAAGGAAAGGGGAAAUUAAAUAACUUAAUGUCAA